UCUUCGAGGGGGGCAAGCAAGCGAGGAGUCUGUCAGGCGGCAGCAGGCCGGGACGGGCGCUGCCAUGUUGCUGUCCGCUCCUUUUCGGGCCGUCUUCGCACGUUCGGUGACACAGAUUCGCUCCCUUCAUGCAACAGCUGCACGCAGUGGUGGUGGUGGAGCUUUGUUUGUGCACAGAGAUAGUCCUGAAAACAACCCAAGUACCCCGUUUGAUUUUACACCUGAAAACUAUAAGAGGAUAGAGGCCAUAAUAAAUAACUACCCAGAGGGACACAGAUCUGCAGCAGUGAUUCCAGUCUUGGAUCUAGCCCAAAGACAGAAUGGAUGGCUGCCUAUAUCAGCUAUGAAUAAGGUUGCUGAGGUUCUGCAGAUGCCUCCCAUGAGGGUUUAUGAAGUAGCAACCUUUUAUACUAUGUAUAAUCGUAAACCUGUUGGAAAAUACCAUAUCCAGGUCUGCACCACCACACCUUGCAUGCUGCGAGACUCAGAUAGCAUAUUAGAAGCCAUACAGAAGAAGCUUGGUAUAAAAGUUGGGGAAACAACACCGGAUAAACUCUUCACUCUGAUUGAAGUGGAAUGCUUGGGGGCUUGUGUUAAUGCACCAAUGGUACAAAUAAAUGAUAAUUAUUAUGAAGAUCUGACAACAAAAGACAUUGAAGACAUAAUUGAUGAACUGAAAGCUGGAAAAGUUCCAACACCUGGACCACGGAAUGGACGCUUUUCCUGUGAGCCAGCUGGUGGUCUCACUUCUCUGACAGAGCCACCCAAGGAACCUGGCUUUGGAGUUCGGUCAGACCUUUAAGACUGUUGUUUUUGCUGUAAGAAACUGCUUGUGAAAUAAAAACUGAACUGUGGGCAAAUCAAAA
Messenger RNA from Elgaria multicarinata webbii, 866 nucleotides. It is a transcript of the gene NDUFV2, whose product is annotated as NADH:ubiquinone oxidoreductase core subunit V2. Gene Ontology annotation, molecular function: NADH dehydrogenase activity. Lineage: Eukaryota; Metazoa; Chordata; Lepidosauria; Squamata; Anguidae. Bases 65 to 802 code for a protein of 245 amino acids. Gene Ontology annotation, biological process: mitochondrial electron transport, NADH to ubiquinone. The transcript has 8 exons. The record is from RefSeq and is a predicted model, not a curated record.